Molecule: messenger RNA, 2342 nt
Organism: Megalobrama amblycephala (Wuchang bream)
Lineage: Eukaryota; Metazoa; Chordata; Actinopteri; Cypriniformes; Xenocyprididae
Gene: hspa14
Product: heat shock protein 14
Exons: 14
Coding region: 104-1618 (504 amino acids)
Biological process (GO): protein refolding; cellular response to unfolded protein
Cellular component (GO): ribosome; cytoplasm
Molecular function (GO): ATP-dependent protein folding chaperone; misfolded protein binding; heat shock protein binding
Source: RefSeq, a predicted model, not a curated record
GUCAGUUUAGAAGCGCUUUGAUUGGCUAGAAUCGACGCCCGUCAUUUGACGUCCAUACCUUCUCAUUUGCGUGUGCGUACCGGCUUCCGGUAGAAUUGGAAGCAUGGCUGCCAUCGGAGUGCACUUUGGAUACACAUGUGCCUGCGCUGCCGUAUUCAAGGAUGGGCGAGCAGAUGUUGUGGCCAAUGAUGCAGGAGACAGAGUCACUCCAGCUGUGGUCGCAUACAGAGACACUGAACAGAUAGUGGGAAUUGCCGCUAAGCAGGGCCGAAUAAGAAAUGCCGCCAAUACGGUUGUCAAAGUGAAGCAGAUCCUUGGCAGACGCUUCGAUGACCCAGAUGCUCAGGCACACAGAGAAGAAAGCAAAUGUGUUGUUGUAAACAAAAGUGACAUGCCCAGAUAUGAAAUCGACACGGGUGAGACAACCAAGUAUGUGUCACCUGAAGAUGUAGCCAAAUUGAUCUUCCAUAAAAUGAAAGAGACGGCCCAGUCAGCCUUGGGUUCAGAUGUGAAAGAUGCUGUCAUAACAGUGCCUUUUGAGUUUGGAGAGAUGCAGAAGAAUGCUCUAAGGCAAGCUGCAGAAAGUGCCGGGUUCGAUGUACUGAGGCUGAUACACGAACCCUCUGCUGCCCUUCUAGCUUAUGGGAUCGGACAGGACUCAACGCUGGGAAAGAGUCAUGUCCUGGUGUACAAACUCGGAGGCACGUCGCUCAGCGUCACCGUCCUGGAGGUGAACAGUGGAAUGUACCGUGUCCUCGCGACACAGACGGAUCACAGGACGGGAGGAGAGAGCUUCACACAUGAGCUCGCACAGCACCUCGCUGCCGAGUUCAAAAAGAGUUUUAAACAGGAUGUGACGGGUAACCCCAGGGCGAUGCUUAAGCUCAUGAAUAGUGCUGAUAUGGCCAAGCACACACUCUCCACCCUGGGUAGUGCCAACUGCUUUGUGGACUCGCUCCAUGACGGCAUGGAUUUUGAGUGUAAUGUGUCCAGAGCCCGUUUUGAGCUGAUAUGCACCAGCUUGUUUACGAAGAGUAUUCAGCCAAUUAAAAGUCUCCUUGAUCAAGUAAACCUGACCACCUCUGAUGUCAACAAGGUGGUUUUAUGCGGAGGAUCAGCUCGUAUCCCGAAGUUGCAACAGAUGAUCAGGGAUUUGUUCCCAGACGUGGAGCUACUGAACUCCAUCCCCCCGGACGAGGUGAUUCCGGUCGGUGCUGCCAUGCAGGCGGGCAUCCUGGUUGGAAAAGACAGCCUGGCACUCGGAGAAGAUUCCAUCACUGUGGACUGCUGUGCCAGCGACAUCACGGUUAAGGAAGUGGAUGACUCCGGAGCGGAGGUUUUCACAGUUUUGUUUCCAUCUGGCACACCUCUCCCUGCCCGCCGUCAGCACACGCUGCAGGGUCCUGGCAGUCUGUCAUCAGUGAGUCUGGAGCUGUACCAGGCACAGCAACCAAUCGCACAGAUUGUACUUAGAGACCUGGAACCUAAAGAGGAGCUGCAUGACAUUGUCACGGUGCUGACAAUGAAGAGAGACGGUUCACUGCACGUUACAUGCACAGAGCAGGGCAGCGGCAGAUCCGAGGCCAUUACCAUAGGAACAGCUGCUGCAGCGUCUUAACCUUCAAUCACACUGUCAACGUAAUUCCAUAUUGCAACCUAAACACCUGCAUCUCAUGCUGUUUGAGGUUUUCCAGCGCUCUAGAUUCCUCCAGACAUUAACCGAACAAGAACUUGAACUUGAACGCUUCAGUUCAAGGAAUAGCUCACCCAUAAAGGAAAAUUAUUUACUUGUUCUCAUGUUGUAGUUUUCUUUGGAACAUGCAAGUUAAAUUGUUUUGCAGGUUUUGCUAUACAACAACCGUUCAUAGUGACAAGGUGAAUGAUUUAAUAAUGACAUAAUUUUCCUGUUUGGGUGAGCUAUCCUUUUAAAUGAAUAUCCAGUUUUAUUUGUAUACCUUUUGAAAUUUUUUUUUUUACCUGCAGUCAUCUUGUUCAAGCCUGUUGUCUGUGACCAGCAGGUUUACUGUAGUUGUUCUUGCCAUGUGCCUUUAUGUACCUGCAUCACACCAUUAGAUUAGUCAUGAUAUGAUGUGACAUGCAAGAUUGGUGGAUUAAAGGAAGCCUGUGGAGUUUGCUGAUACAAUUUAAAGCAUGCACAACCUUAUUAGACUGAAGAAUUGCAGGUUGUAGAGACUGCGAGGCAGGUGUUGUCGUACAGGGAGGAGAUGUGUGUGGCUCACUGAUGCUAAUCUGGUGCAGUCACAAUGAGCAGGUGCAAAGUUAUUGUUUUAAAAGCUGUCAUCUGUAACUAGCACGCAAUAAAGAUCACUGAACGCAAUAAA